Gadus chalcogrammus (walleye pollock) is the source of this 4419-nucleotide messenger RNA. RefSeq names its product methylcrotonyl-CoA carboxylase subunit (gene mccc1). The transcript has 19 exons. The coding region runs from base 197 to 2344 and encodes 715 amino acids. Gene Ontology annotation, molecular function: metal ion binding; methylcrotonoyl-CoA carboxylase activity; ATP binding. NCBI's taxonomy places the organism in Eukaryota, Metazoa, Chordata, Actinopteri, Gadiformes, Gadidae. The record is from RefSeq and is a predicted model, not a curated record. Gene Ontology annotation, cellular component: mitochondrion.
GUGGUCGAGUAAAUCACCCUGAUGUUCGCCUAACCACACACAUGCACGUGAUAGUAGGCCCGGUCGCACCUUUGCUCCUGUUACUUAUGUUAACAUUAAUUAAUCAUUUAUAACUGUUGUUUAUAAAAGUGCUGGAUGCGCGUGCCCGACACGCCGCUCGCUCCCGUCUGUCCGCUGCUAGCUGCAGCUCGUAAACAUGGCUGCACUCAUUCUCAAGUUCCCUAACCUGCUGGGUUUGAGAGUAUUCCCACAAAACCUGUCAUGGACCAGGGGUGGUGUGAGGUUUGUUUCAGGAGGGGUGCGGAGGAUAGAGAAGGUUCUGAUCGCCAACCGGGGGGAGAUUGCCUGCCGUGUGAUGCGGACAGCCAAGAGGAUGGGCGUGCGCUCUGUGGCCGUGUACAGCGAGGCAGACAAGCACUCCAUGCACGUCGCCAUGGCUGACGAGGCGUACCACAUCGGGCCCGCGGCCUCACAGCAGAGCUACCUGAGUAUGGAGAAGGUUCUGGAGGUGGCCAAGAGGUCUGGGGCACACGCUGUCCACCCUGGUUAUGGCUUCCUGUCGGAGAACACAGAGUUUGCGGAAGCAUGCAAACAGGAAGGCAUCAUCUUCAUCGGACCUCCUUCCUCUGCCAUCAGAGACAUGGGGAUCAAGAGCACGUCAAAAUACAUAAUGGCCGCAGCUGGGGUGCCAAUCAUCGGAGGGUACCAUGGGGAGGACCAAUCAGAUGAGAGGCUUCAGGCCGAGGCGGUCCAGAUUGGCUACCCUGUGAUGAUCAAGGCAGUCCGUGGAGGAGGAGGCAAGGGGAUGCGUAUCGCUCGGACGGACGCAGACUUCCUGGAGCAGUUGGAGUCAGCGAGAAGGGAGGCCAGGAAGUCCUUCAACGACGACGUCAUGCUGGUGGAGAAGUUUGUGGAGGACCCCAGACACGUGGAGGUGCAAGUGUUCGGCGACCAGCACGGGAACGUGGUGUACCUGUUCGAGAGGGACUGCAGCGUCCAGAGGAGACACCAGAAGAUCAUCGAGGAGGCACCGGGGCCCGGUAUCAGCGCUGAGGUUCGGAGAAAACUUGGAGAAGCAGCAGUUAAAGCCGCCAAGGCUGUCAACUACGUAGGAGCAGGUACGGUGGAGUUCAUCAUGGACGCCCAGCAUAACUUCUACUUCAUGGAGAUGAACACCCGGCUGCAGGUGGAGCACCCGGUCUCAGAGAUGAUCACCGGGACGGACCUGGUGGAGUGGCAGCUGAGGGUGGCGGCGGGGGAGCGCCUGCCUCUCCUCCAGGAUGACAUCGUCCUCAGCGGCCACUCCUUCGAGGCCCGCAUCUACGCAGAGGACCCCAACAACGACUUCAUGCCGGGGGCGGGGCCUCUGCUGCACCUCUCCACGCCCCCGGAGGAGGCGGAGACUCGCAUCGAGACGGGCGUCAGAGAAGGAGACGAAGUGUCGGCCCACUAUGAUCCGAUGAUAGCCAAGCUGGUGGUGUGGGGCCGAGAUCGAUCGUCCGCACUGAAGAAGCUGCGAUACUGCCUACGACAGUACAAUAUCGUGGGUCUCCACACCAACAUCGACUUCCUGCUGAGCCUGUCGGCCCACCCGGAGUUCGAGGCGGGCAACGUGACGACCAGCUUCAUCCCGCAGCACUACGCCCAGCUGUUCCCCGCCGCCGCCCCCCCCGCCGGGGCCACCCUCUGCCAGGCCGCCCUGGGCCUGCUGCUCCGGGAGAGGAGCCUCACGCAGGAGUUCACACGGAGCUCUGCCGACCCCUGCUCUCCCUUCGGCUCCAGCAGUGGCCGGAGGUUCAACAUUCUGUACAACAGGAACAUGACUCUACAAGUGGGAGACAAAAAGGUGGACGUCGCGGUCACGUACAACAAAGAGGGGAGCUACACCAUGCAGAUUGGUGAGGAGGUGUACCAUGUGACCGGGGAGGUGGAGUCAGAGGGCGGAGCUUCGUUCCUCCACUGCUCCGUCAACGGGGUGGAGUCGCGUCCCAAACUGGUCAUGGUGGACAACACGGUGCACCUGUUCUCCAUGGAGGGGAGUGCGGCCGUGUCGGUCCCCGUACCGAAGUACCUGGCGGCGGUCAGCGGCUCCGGGGCCCAGGGCGGCGCCGUGGCCCCCAUGACCGGAACCAUAGAGAAGGUGAUGGUGAAGGUGGGAGACCAGGUGUCAGCAGGGGACCCCCUCAUGGUGAUGAACGCUAUGAAGAUGGAGCACACCAUCCGGGCCCCCAAGGCGGGCGUCAUCAAGAAGGUGUUCUUCAAGGAGGGCUCCCAGGCCAGCCGCCACGCCCCAUUGGUGGAGAUGGAGGAGGAGGAGGAGGAAGAGGCCGCCGCCAGCCAGUGAAGAGGCCCCAACGCACUCUCUGGCACACAGGCCCGUGGUUUGUGUGUCGACGCGCGGUACGACGGAGGCGGGGACGGAGGUUGAUGGGCGUAGAAUAGAUGGUGUAGAAGGAUGUCCUGAGUGAUGGGCCUGUUGUAGGGCUGAUCCACAUCCCUGAUGUUCCCUUCAAACCUCUGCGGAAAACUGCCUUUGCAUUUUGCUAAUUGUGACUAAGUGUAUCGAUCCAAGAACUGACAUCAUUUUUUUCCUCACAUUGUGUCUUUAUAAUCUAGUUUGUUUUUGGUAGCAGGAUCACUUUGUUUUCCCAGACCCAGUAACUGACUGUACCUUUUUGCUACCCUUACUGUUGCCACUCAUCUUUGUGUGUGUGUGUGUGUGUGUGUGUGUGUGUGUGUGUGUGUGUGUGUGUGUGUGUGUGUGUGUGUGUGUGUGUGUGUGUGUGUGUGUGUGUGUGUGUGUGUGUGUGUGUGUGUGUGUGUCUGUGUCUGAUAUUUUUGGGUUGUCUUGUAAUAAAAGCAUAAAGAGCUCUUAUCCAUUUCAUUGAAAUGGCGACGCAGAAAAUGGCAUACAUAAAAUAUGGGAGUUAGAGUAUACUUUGCAGGCAUAUUUCAUAUUAAUAAGUGAGAGCCUGGACUCUUGCUGUAAUAUAUUUCCCAUUCUCAUCCAGGGUGGCCAUGCGUCAUUAUGGCAGAUCGCCCUGUGGCAUUACAUAACUCUUAUGAUUGGAAAAUGGGUAUUUGUAAUAUGGGAGUGUGUUCUAGCUGUCGUUUGUAGAAAACACGCUGAAUGACAAACUCCAAAGCCUUGUCACCUGUUUCCCUAAGGCUCACCCUUUGGAGGUACUGAAUUGAGGUGAUGAAUGUCAUUGUAUGACAGAAUUCUCCUGUACUUGGGAGUGUUGGCUAUUUGUGUUUCGGUUGCACAAUGUCAACGUCGCGAGGUCAUUCUACCGUUAAUACUGUGGAAUCUGUCAAGAUGAGUGGGUUAGCAAGAAAAUUGUUAGCCUAGUGUUGAGUGAUUCUGUGUGAUAACUAACCAGUGUCUUCUGAAAUCAUUACACACAUGUAUUCAUCUUUGGUUUGGGAUUGUUUAUAGUAUAUGUAUUGUUUGAUUAUGAAUAAAUCAUUUGGAAGUAGCAUUCUAUUCUCUCUUGCAUUUGUGUAGUAUAGCCUGUCUUUUCUUGUCUCAGAUUUACAUUUUGAGGGCUCAUUGUGAUAUUUCAUGUGGUCUUAACGUUAAACCUGUUGUACAUUGUGAUGGCUGUGCUUCUCGUGAGAUUUAUUUGCAUUUAAAAAGUGAAAUAUUACACCAACAGGUGUGAGUGAUUAGCCAUUACAGGCCGUUUUGAAAAUCGGCUCAUCUGACAUCAAGUGGGUUUGGACACGCAAUGGCCGACUAAUUGGACUGUCAAACUGUUUUAUUCGAUACAUUUCGACAGUGUUACCCCUGAUGGGUUUUUCAUGACGACAGAUAAAAAACGACAGUGUUACCCUUUACGUUUCAUUUGAUAAAAACGACAGUGUUACCCCUUAUAUUUUAUUUGACAAGGACAACAGUGUUACCCCUUAUGUUUUUUUUCACGACGACCAAUAAAAAACGACAGUGUUACCCCUUAUGUUUUUUUUCACGACGACCAAUAAAAAACGACAGUGUUACCCCUUAUGUUUUUUUUCACGACGACCAAUAAAAAACGACAGUGUUACCCCUUAUGUUUUAUUUGAUAAAUAUCGACAGUGUGACCCCUUAUGUUUAUUUCAUGACGGCCGAUAAAAAAGGACAGUUACCCCUCAUGUUUUUUCCAUGUUGACCAAUAAGAAAUGACAGUGGUACCUCUGUCAACGUUUGUGCAGGGAUUCGAACCUGAGCGGAUUAGAGUGUUAACCUCCGAACAUAUCAAUGCGCCAUCAAGACACCGAAAAAAACAACAGUGUUACCCAUUAUGUUUUUUUUCAAGACGACCAAUAAAAAACAACAGUGUUGCCCCUUAUGUUUUUUUUCAAGACGACCAAUAAAAAACAACAGUGUUACCCCUUAUGUUUUUUUUCAUGACGACCAAUAUCAAACGACAGUGUUAC